This is a messenger RNA of Eruca vesicaria subsp. sativa (arugula), 676 nucleotides long. The record is from the annotation of a GenBank genome assembly. Lineage: Eukaryota; Viridiplantae; Streptophyta; Magnoliopsida; Brassicales; Brassicaceae.
CUCUAUAAAAAGAUCUUAUUACUUAGUAUUGUUACUUCGAAGGCACGCUUGGAUAUAUCUCACCUGAGCUUUCAAGAACUGGAAAAGCAAGUACAAGAUCAGAUGUAUUCGCACUUGGAGUGGUAAUGCUAGAGAUUACUUGCGGUCGGAAACCCAUAUUGUCACGAUCAUCCCAAAGCGAAAUGGUACUGACUGAUUGGGUGCUAGAGUGUUGGGGUAACGGAGAUAUAAUGCAGGUUCUUGAUCAUAAGAUGGGGCAUGACUAUAUUGAGGAGCAAGUGGCACUUAUUCUGAAACUCGGUUUACUUUGUUCUCAUCCGGUUGCAGCCAUGAGGCCAAGCAUGUCCAGUGUCAUUCAAUUCUUGGACAAUGUGGCUCAGCUUCCUCUCAACUUACUUGACAUUAUGAAAUCUAGAGAAGUUACUAAUGGUACUGAAAUCUCAGAUGAUUCUCCUGAGUCAUGUUCCGUCUCACCCUUGACCUUCACUGAACCGUUUGUCUCUCAUGGACGCUAAAAGAUGAAAUAUCCAUAUACUCUCUCAGGUUCUUGAUUUCUAAUGAAAAUGCAAGUCUUUGUAAUAAGUUUGCAAGCUUGAAAAAAAGUCAAUCCUGGUUACAAAGAAAACAAUACUAUUGGUUUGUGUUAUCCUUACUGAGACAAUAAAAUGAUUCUCAC